Messenger RNA from Saccostrea echinata, 624 nucleotides. RefSeq lists its product as uncharacterized. The record is from RefSeq and is a predicted model, not a curated record. The transcript has a single exon. Lineage: Eukaryota; Metazoa; Mollusca; Bivalvia; Ostreida; Ostreidae. The coding region runs from base 1 to 624 and encodes 207 amino acids.
AUGUUGCAACCAGAUUCCUGUGCGUGUGGGAUGAACAAUAUAGAAUUGUUCCAAGUCCCCCCGACUAAUAUUGCUUUAGAAGACUCCAAAUGGGAAGAAUAUUACCCCAUUUCCAGUACUUUAGAUUCGGAUACGGCUCCUAUUGAAUUUGAAAUUAAUGGACAAGGAGAUCAAUAUCUGGAUUUAUCUCAAACGUAUGUUCAUAUGGUGUGUAAAUUUACCAAAGAUGAUAGUACUAAUCUGACUGGAGCUGGCAGUACUUGCGCCCCGGUGAAUAAUAUCUUACAUUCCUUGUUUACGGAAAUCGAUUUCAGUGUCAAUGGAAAAAUAGUGACUCCUGGAACCGAUACUUAUCCUUACAAAGCUUAUCUGGAGAAAUUACUUUCUUACAAACCCAGAACAUUAAUGACACAGAUGAGAGCUUGUAGUCUGUGGGAAAAAGAUACAGCAGGAGACAUGGAUGAAGUAGGGGUAGCAGACCUUGGAGUGGCUCAAAAUAAGACAUUUGAUGUAACCCCAGGUGCACAGGGUGCUGCUGAUACUGUGACCAUUAACCAACCUAUCAUCCCAGAGUUACCGGCCAAUUCUAAAACGAAGGAUUUAGAAAACGUCACCAGGCUAUAA